Molecule: messenger RNA, 372 nt
Organism: Histoplasma mississippiense
Lineage: Eukaryota; Fungi; Ascomycota; Eurotiomycetes; Onygenales; Ajellomycetaceae
Exons: 2
Coding region: 1-372 (123 amino acids)
Source: RefSeq, a predicted model, not a curated record
AUGGCUACAUGUGUUGGCGGCAAUCUGAAUGUCAAAAACCAAACAUUAGUCGAACACGCUGGACCCAAGCCGUUGGACGUCAAACCCGUUGGACGUCAAACCCGUUGGACGUCGAAGCCGUUGGAUGAGCGCAUCAACCCGUUGGAAGUCGAACACGCUGGACCCAAACCCGUUGGAUGUCGAACCCGUCCAAGGAGCGCAUUAACCCAUUGGACCCGAACCCGUUGGAUGAACCCAUCAACCCGUUGGAUGAACCCAUCAACCCGUUGGACCCAACCCGUUGGACGUCAAACCCGUCCCAGGAGCGCAUUAACCCGUUGGGAGUUGAACACGCUGGACCUAAACCCGUUGGACGUCGAACCCGUUGGAUGA